AUGUCUUUGUCUCUUAACAUUUUGACGCAUUUUUCUAUCUCUUACAUUAUCUCAAACUCUUUAUCUCUCUCUCAAACUCACUUUCUCUUUCGGGUUUCUCUGUCUUACAAGCUCGCUAUCUCUCUUCUAUUGUAUCUCCCCUUUGGGCUGUUUCUUUCUCUCUCUCUCUCUCUCUCUCUCUCUCUCUAUUUGGCGCACAUAUUCUCUCUCUCUCUCUCUGGUACACAUUCUCUCUCUCCUUCUCCUAAUCUUUCCCUCGUUCUUUUUACUUCUAUUUCUUUUCCCUCUUUUGUUAUAAUUAUUACACUGUUUGCUUCCUUUCGAUUUCUUUCUCUCUCACAUUUUCCUGUCUCUCCUUCUCCCUAUGUAUAUUUCUACGUCUUCUUCUCCAUCUCUCUUUCUGCUUUCAACACCUCGCAACUUUCUCUCUCUCUCUCUUUAUCUCUCUCUCUCAUUAUCUAUCUAUCUAUCUAUCACACUUUGUCCAAACAAAUCCAGACCCUUAAAAAUCCAUUUAUCUGCCUUUCUUGUGAAUCCUGUCUUGCGUGUUGCAAAUCUAAGACAAGGACGCCUGACAUUACUUUGGUCUUUAUAUUUCAUUUUUUUACCUUUCAUGAAUGCAUGGCUGUGACCAAUUUCUCUUUAUUUACGAGACUUGCCUGA
Messenger RNA from Acanthosepion pharaonis, 663 nucleotides. Lineage: Eukaryota; Metazoa; Mollusca; Cephalopoda; Sepiida; Sepiidae. The record is from the annotation of a GenBank genome assembly.